GGACCUCGGCAGCCAUCGCGCUUUGCAGUUCGAACUAGAAGGUUGUAGGUCGGACUCCAGGUGGGGAAUUGCGAUCUGCCCAUUCGCAGACCCAGUAAGAUUUCGAUAUGUCCUUUCGAUAUUUGACUGGAUUUACAGUGGUUUCAGCAGUGUGCUACAGUUUUUAGGAUUAUAUAAGAAAACUGGUAAAUUGGUAUUUCUUGGAUUGGAUAAUGCAGGAAAAACAACAUUGCUACACAUGCUAAAAGAUGACAGACUUGGACAACAUGUCCCAAUGUUACAUCCCACUUCAGAAGAACUAACCAUUGCUGGCAUGACCUUUACAACUUUUGAUUUGGGUGGACAUGUGCAAGCUCGAAGAGUGUGGAAAAACUACCUUCCUGCUAUCAAUGGCAUUGUAUUUCUGGUGGAUUGUGCAGACCAUGAAAGGCUGUUAGAAUCAAAAGAAGAACUUGAUUCACUAAUGACAGAUGAAGCCAUUGCUAAUGUGCCUAUACUGAUUCUUGGGAAUAAGAUUGACAGACCUGAAGCCAUCAGUGAAGAGAGGUUACGAGAGAUGUUUGGUUUAUAUGGUCAGACAACAGGAAAGGGCAAUGUAUCUCUGAAGGAACUGAAUGCCCGACCCUUAGAAGUUUUCAUGUGCAGCGUGCUCAAAAGGCAAGGUUACGGAGAAGGUUUCCGUUGGAUGGCACAGUACAUUGAUUAACAACCACUUGCAUCGGUUCCAGGUCUCAUCAUUCAGGCCUACUCAGAGAUUUGAUCCACUCAACAUGCAUAACUUGAAUUCAAUAGACUUUUGUUGGUUAGAAAACAGAUUUUUUUAGAUUAUUAAUAUUAUAUCAACUUAAUUUGAGUGCAAAUUGAAAACUGAUUCAAGUUUGAGUAUCACAAUGUUAGCUUUCUAAUUCCAUAAAAUAGUUUAUACAGUUUAUAAUCUGACAUUAUCCCCAGUGCCAUUUAUAAAGAACAACUUUCCAGCAGUACAUUUGAAGCACUUUUUAACAACGUGAAGCUACGAAUACAAACCAUGUUUAAAAGCUCAUCAUGUUAAAUUUUUAUGUACUAUUUUGGAACUAGUUUUUAAAUUUUAGAUUAUAUGUCCACCUAUCUUAAGUGUACAGUUAAUAAUUAGGUUAUUGAUGAUUGCAUGAUGCCUUACAGUUUUCAAUAAUAUUUUUUCUUAUGCAAACGUCAUGCAAUAAAACAUAUCCUGAUGUUUGGCAAAAAAAAAAAAAAAAAAAAAAAAAA
Molecule: messenger RNA, 1248 nt
Organism: Mustela erminea (ermine)
Lineage: Eukaryota; Metazoa; Chordata; Mammalia; Carnivora; Mustelidae
Product: GTP-binding protein SAR1b-like
Exons: 1
Coding region: 239-706 (155 amino acids)
Biological process (GO): endoplasmic reticulum to Golgi vesicle-mediated transport; vesicle organization; membrane organization
Cellular component (GO): endoplasmic reticulum exit site; COPII vesicle coat
Molecular function (GO): GTPase activity; GTP binding
Source: RefSeq, a predicted model, not a curated record